GAGGGUAUAAAUGCGUGAAGUUCGGCUGGAUGCGGUGAUUCAGACAGAGCGGAGGAAACCACCAGCUCAGCGACAACAACAACGAUAAUAACAGUAAUAAUCCAGUUAUUGAUCGGAUCCAUCGAUCAGGUUCUGCUCAGCAAACUUUCCUCUGAAGAUUUUAACUUUCUUCUCCAGAAACUUUGAAUAUUUCUGUUCAGAGGCGGCCAUGAUGGCGGUCAUGUUGGCCACGCCCCCAGCGCUCUACGACUUCGACUCCAUGCAGCCAUGUUUCUUCCUGGGUGGAGACGAUGAAGACGUCUUCCCCAGCCAGCUCCAGCCCGGUCCCGGCGAGGACAUCUGGAAGAAGUUUGAGCUCCUGCCGACCCCCCCGAUGUCCCCCAGCCGGACCCCACCCCGUUCGGACCCGCCGCUGUCUGCCGCAGACCACCUGGAGGCGCUGUCGGACCUGCUGGACGAGGAGCUCCGCCCCUCUGCCGCGCUGCAGUCCUUCAUCAUCCAGGACUGCAUGUGGAGCAGCAGCUUCGCCGCAGCCGCCAAGCUGGAGCGGGCCGUGUCCGAGCGGCUGGAGUGCCUCCGGGCCCGGCAGAACCCGACCGGCACCAGCGGGCUGGCGGCUGGUUCUGAUGCACGGGAAGAGACCGGAUACCUGCAGGACCUGCAGAGUGUGGCGGCGGCGUGCAUCGACCCCUCUGAGGUGCUCCCCUUCACACCGACGGGCCAGAACCAGGAACAGAACCAGAACCAGGACCUGAACCAGGCCCACAACAAUAGAGUGGCGAUGGAGGUCGGGUCAGAGUUGAGUCUGGAGACACCGCCGCUCAGCAGCAGCAGCGAAUCAGAGGAGGAAGAGGAGGAUGGUGAGGAAGAAGAGAUUGACGUGGUGACGGUGGACAGACGGAGGACGUCCCAUCGGUCCCCUCUGGUCCUCAAACGCUCCCUCAUCAACAUCCAGCAGCACAACUACGCCGCCCCACAGCCUGCUGGGAAACGGCCCAAGCUGACAGAGAGCCCGGCGAUGUCGCCGUUGGCAACGGCGGCGAAGCAGCGGUGCGGCGGCCGGCGCUGCUGGAGCCCGCGGUCGGACGACGAGGACGAGGACCGACGCAGGACUCACAACGUGCUGGAGCGGCAGCGGCGCAGCGAGCUGCGGCUCAGCCUGCUGGCGCUCAGGGAGCAGAUCCCGGCGCUGGCCGCCAACCCCAAGGCGGCCAAGGUGGCCAUCCUGCAGGGGGCGACGGCGUUCAUCCAGGAGGCGCGGGCGGAUGAGCGCAGGCUGCUGAAGAAGAAGGACGAGCUGACGAAGAGGAGCAGGGAGCUGCAGCGGCGCCUGGAGCGGCUCCAGACGCUACAUUAACCGCUAAACGGCUUUUAGCUAGUUUUCAUGUUGGAAACGGAGGCGGAGCUUAGAGAGUCAAAAUGACUGCAGGACAGAACCGGGUUCUAUCAGAACCGCCGGGUCAGAACUUUUAUUUAUUUACUCUAAUUUAACCUAGCUGUGUUUAAUUUGACCUCCUUCUGUUGUGAAAUGAUUUUAUUUUUAUAUUUUAUUGAAAUCAAACAUGUCAAAAUAAAAGCCCUGCUUUGUUUGGACCAGAGGUUCUGUUUUGCUUUGACCCGUUUCCUGUGAACCGGGUCGGAUUCACUGGAGGAGAAUUUCUGAUGUCAUUCCUGAGGGAUGAACUCAGGAAUGAAUCCGAUCCGCUGAGCCACUUUCCUGGAAUUUAUUCCUCCUAUGUUCCGGGUCGAUCCGCGGUCCAAUCAGACGUUUCCUCUGAGGUCCAGUUGGCCCGGUUCCUGUCAUUGUGUCAUCCAGGACCGUCUGACCUGGAAGCAGAGGCCCGGUCGGUUCUGGUUCUGUUCCCAGUGAAGUCAGAGGGAAAACUGGGUGAAAGUUCAGCUCCGGUCCGAUUAGGGUCCGGAUCCGGGAGUCACAGAACCAGGCCGGUUCUGGGUUCCUGGUCCGAAACCCAGAGAUAAACUCCAGGAAUGAAACAGUUUCCAUCAUUCAGGGAGAAAUUAACCCUUUAACUGCUUUACUGACAGACCUGAGUCAUUUUCUUUCAAAAUAAAAGCUUCAGCAUUAUUUAUCUCACCAGAACCCAUCAGAACCAAAACGGUCCGGUUUGUAUUGGGCUGAAUUUCCUCCUAAAUCUGGACUCUGGCAGAACCGCAGCUUCUUCCUUCCUCCUGCCAAAAACAGUAAAACAGGAAGCGGUGGCGGGCGGGCGGGUUACACACUCUGAGUCAGAACCUCGGUCCGGUCCACUGAGUCACGGUCCGGGUCUCCAGCUGGUUCUGCUGGUCCGGAUCCGUCAGCCAUGACUCACGACUUUCCUCUUCCUGUCGGCUCCUGAAUGUCUUCCAGGUUUCUGCUGAUCCAGAACCAGAACCAGAACCAGGUUCUUUAUGGAGCCAUUAAACAGUUUAUUGAAAUAAGUUCCAGUCUGUCGGUUGAAAUCUGUUUUAUUCAGUGAAUUUACAGUUUCUUCAUCAGAUGAUCCUUGUUCAUGAAAG
This is a messenger RNA of Poecilia latipinna (sailfin molly), 2517 nucleotides long. Its product is annotated as transcriptional regulator Myc-B-like. The coding region runs from base 209 to 1357 and encodes 382 amino acids. Gene Ontology annotation, molecular function: protein dimerization activity; DNA-binding transcription factor activity. Gene Ontology annotation, biological process: regulation of DNA-templated transcription. The record is from RefSeq and is a predicted model, not a curated record. The transcript has 3 exons. NCBI's taxonomy places the organism in Eukaryota, Metazoa, Chordata, Actinopteri, Cyprinodontiformes, Poeciliidae.